GUAUUUUACUUUUAACGAGAUAUGUAACGAUUAAUUUUUACUAGCGUAAAUGUUUGAUAAGGUGUGUUUUUAUAUUUUUUAUCGUCAGAUAGUGCCGGGCGCUAAGAUCCCAGUGGACGGUAAGGUGAUAUCGGGACAGAGCACUUGUGACGAGUCCCUCAUCACCGGGGAGUCCAUGCCCGUCGCCAAGACUGUAGAUUCGCUGGUGAUAGGCGGCAGCAUUAACCAGCACGGCUCGUUACUGAUGAGGGCCACCCACACCGGCGAGGCGUCCACUCUGGCGCAGAUAGUGCGACUGGUGGAGGACGCCCAGAGCAGUAAGGCCCCCGUUCAGCGGCUCGCUGACACCAUCGCCGGAUACUUCGUGCCUAUAGUGAUGUUCCUGUCGCUGCUGACCCUCGUAUGCUGGAUGAUAAGCGGCGCUAUCAACAUACAAAACAUCAAGAACAUCACACCGGACGCGUACCUGGACUCGUUCUCGCGGUGGGAGCUGAUCGUGCAGACGGCGUUCCACUUCGCGCUGUCCGUGCUGGCCAUCGCGUGCCCGUGCGCGCUGGGGCUGGCCACGCCCACGGCCGUGAUGGUGGCCACGGGCGUGGGCGCGCGCCGGGGGCUGCUCAUCAAGGGCGCCGAGCCGCUCGAGAACGCGCACAAGGUAUGGCCCCGUCUCUGUCUUAUGUUUUAUGCGACUUCUCAUACAUACAAUGAAAUAGAACACAAUUGAGAUCCUGUCCUUAGGAUAAUUACAUUUUUUAAGCUUUCAUGAUCAUUAGAACGAUAGUUAUUUACGGGAUCGCCUCUAUGAUCGUGGCGCUUGCAACGGCGCCGAAAUAUCGGGAUCUUAACAAAAACAAAAUACACGGGAUCGAUCCCGCGAUAGACUAUCGUUCCAAUUUCUAUAGUGGUGGUGUGGUGUGCAGGUGAAGACGGUGAUAUUCGACAAGACGGGCACCAUCACCCAGGGCCGCGCGGCCGUGGCCCAUCUAGCGCUGCACGCGGCCUCGCCCCCGCAGCUGCCCGCGCUGCUGCAGCACCUGCUGGCCGCCGAGCUCAGCUCCGAGCACCCGCUGGCCGCCGCGAUAGUGAAGUGGUGCUCUCAAGUGCUGGAGGGGGCCCCGGUGGGGCGCGUGGAGGGGUUCCUGGCGGCGCCGGGCUGCGGCCUGCGCGCGCGCGUUCGGGCCCCGCCCGCCCCUCGACUCCCAGACGCGAUCCACAACCUGCUCAACAACGCACGGUAACCACGACCCGAUCGCGUCCCACUUACGUCGCGACACGUUAUAUCAAAAGAUAAUUGAUUUUCAUGUCAAAUAUUGUAAUUUUAAUAAAAGCAUGUUUCAUUAUUCGUUUUUGACUUUAAAGAAAAUACAUUUUGAUAUUAUUUUACAUACUAUUGUAUCCAAUUAAGAAAACUCCCUGUGACUGAUUUGUUGCUUGUUCGUGUUGCAAUACUUUUUAUUUGGAAAGCGUAGGUUUAACACACACUUGAUCUACGAUUAUACAUAAUAUUUGGAAUGAAAAAAAAAAACAUUUUUUUUUUAACGUCGUAAGUGAUCUUUUAUACGUCAUGUGUUUUAUUCAUAAACUAAAUACGUUCGUUCUGAGAUACGGGUAGAGUUAUUAGUAUUCGAGCGGUAAAUUAAUUUUUAUAAAAAUAAUAUGUAACGAAUUACGAAAUCUGAAAGAACGAACGUAGUCAUUUACCAUGCUAGCUGUCUAGUGCUGCGCCGUCGGCGGUGUUCUGCAAAUAAUCUUAUAUAUUGUACAAAGUGUAUACCGGGCCGUGUACAUACAGGGUGGGAUCGU
Diatraea saccharalis (sugarcane borer) is the source of this 1803-nucleotide messenger RNA. The record is from the annotation of a GenBank genome assembly. Lineage: Eukaryota; Metazoa; Arthropoda; Insecta; Lepidoptera; Crambidae.